Closterium sp. NIES-65 is the source of this 1248-nucleotide messenger RNA. Lineage: Eukaryota; Viridiplantae; Streptophyta; Zygnematophyceae; Desmidiales; Closteriaceae. The record is from the annotation of a GenBank genome assembly.
AUGCCUCUCUGCCCCUAUGCCCCUGUGCCGGUGCCUCUUUGUCCCCAUGCUCGCAGCAACAUGGCAUCCAACCUCUUGGAUGCGCGCAUGAGCGAGUGGGCUCUGCCUCUCACGGGUCUCAAGGCACUCAAGCAGCUGUCAGUCCUCCUGCCUGCACACCCUGCUGCUGCAACAUUGCAUGCCCACCACACCAAGCCGCUUGCACAUUUGGUUGCGUAUUACUGUUCUCGUGAUUUCCCGCGUCCCACUUUUCUCGGGUGUGACCUCUUUCUCUCCGCCUCUGCCCUCCAGGUCUCUCAACUACAACUGGUUCUCUGGCCCUCUGCCCUCGUACCUCCUUACCAUGUCCACACUCUCAGCCCUCGUCCUCCCUCCAACUUCCUCCAUCCCCGUCCUCUUCUCCCCGGCCCCUCUUCCCCUCCCCCUUUCUCCAACAAUGUGCAAUUCAACUGCCUAGCUGGUCCCAUCACCGACACUCCCUCUGCCUCCCUCAAGUCCCUCAAUGUCGCCUCCAACCUCCUCAGAGGAACCUUUCCAGCAACUUCCGCCACCGCAUGUGAUGCUCGCAGCAACUGCCUAGCGGACUCCUCCAAGUGCCUCGCCUCUGGCUCCUCCUCCCAGAGGCUCUCCUCUGACUGCACCCUGUGCGGUGCUGGGUUUUCCGGUGCGGUGAUAUGCAAUAGAGGGGUGUGCACGCCUGACACUACCGGGCCAGUGGCAGCACUCGGACCUAAUAGUGCCUCAGAUGCCCUGCUGCCCAUGCAGUGCUCAGGAGUUCGCAUUGACGCCACAGCAGUAUCGGUGCUUGGGAGUCUCAAGGCGGCGCUGGGAGUGCCUUACUCUGACUGGGGAGUGAACUCCCUGUGCACGGUGGUCAUUGUUGUUUCCGGAGUCAGCAGCUUCUCCCCUGGCCCGAGGGACUUGGGAGGCGUGCUGUGCAGCCCGGCCGGGGCUGUGGUGGAGAUCAACCUCAACACGUGCCAGCUGGCUGGGUCCAUGCAUGCAGAUAUCUCCAAGCUCACUGCGCUCACUGAUCUGGUCUUCUACUCAAACUUAUUGGCUGGUCGCCUGGAUGCCUUCACAGCACCCUUCACUGCUCUCUCCAAGCUCGAGAACCUCACAUGCCGCUUCACCUACUUCUGCUGCGCCUCUUCCUUUGUGUAUCCUUCUGCCUCGCACUUCACUCAACCUCCCCAUUCCCCCCUCCCCCAACCUUCCUCCUACUCGCACUUCCUCCUCUCUCUCUAA